GGUGAUAACCACAGUGUAAACUAAAAAUCCAUACUGGGGAUGGAGGCUGAGAGGAGGUUUCAGGGCCAAAUGACCAGAACACUUGCAGCUGGAAAGAACUGUAGAGAGGACUUUGGAAAGCGGAGGGUUGACAGAGCCGGUAGUUUUCUCCUGUCCAUUCAUCUCCUAGGCUGAAGCUCCUGAGGGACUCACAUCAGUUAUCUUGCUGCUCCAGAAGGGUGGGAGAUGGCAGUUUUCCCAAGCUCCGGUCUCCCCAGAUGUCUGCUCACCCUCAUUCUCCUCCAGCUGCCCAAACUGGAUUCAGCUCCCUUUGACGUGAUUGGACCCCCGGAGCCCAUCCUGGCCGUUGUGGGUGAGGACGCCGAGCUGCCCUGUCGCCUGUCCCCGAACGCGAGCGCCGAGCACUUGGAGCUACGCUGGUUCCGAAAGAAGGUUUCGCCGGCCGUGCUGGUGCAUAGGGACGGGCGCGAGCAGGAAGCCGAGCAGAUGCCCGAGUACCGCGGGCGGGCGACGCUGGUCCAGGACGGCAUCGCCAAGGGGCGCGUGGCCUUGAGGAUCCGUGGCGUCAGAGUCUCUGACGACGGGGAGUACACGUGCUUUUUCAGGGAGGAUGGAAGCUACGAAGAAGCCCUGGUGCAUCUGAAGGUGGCUGCUCUGGGCUCUGACCCUCACAUCAGUAUGCAAGUUCAAGAGAAUGGAGAAAUCCGUCUGGAGUGCACCUCAGUGGGAUGGUACCCAGAGCCCCAGGUGCAGUGGAGAACUUCCAAGGGAGAGAAGUUUCCAUCUACAUCAGAGUCCAGGAAUCCUGAUGAAGAAGGUUUGUUCACUGUGGCUGCUUCAGUGAUCAUCAGAGACACUUCUGCAAAAAAUGUGUCCUGCUACAUCCAGAAUCUCCUUCUUGGCCAGGAGAAGGAAGUAGAAAUAUCCAUACCAGCUUCCUCCCUCCCAAGGCUGACUCCCUGGAUAGUGGCUGUGGCUGUCAUCCUGAUGGUUCUAGGACUUCUCACCAUUGGGUCCAUAUUUUUCACUUGGAGACUAUACAACGAAAGACCCAGAGAGAGGAGGAAUGAAUUCAGCUCUAAAGAGAGACUCCUGGAAGAACUCAAAUGGAAAAAGGCUACCUUGCAUGCAGUUGAUGUGACUCUGGACCCAGACACAGCUCAUCCCCACCUCUUUCUUUAUGAGGAUUCAAAAUCUGUUCGACUGGAAGAUUCACGUCAGAAACUGCCUGAGAAACCAGAGAGAUUUGACUCCUGGCCCUGUGUGUUGGGCCGUGAGACCUUCACCUCAGGAAGGCAUUACUGGGAGGUGGAGGUGGGAGACAGGACUGACUGGGCAAUUGGCGUGUGUAGGGAGAAUGUGAUGAAGAAAGGAUUUGACCCCAUGACUCCUGAGAAUGGGUUCUGGGCUGUAGAGUUGUAUGGAAAUGGGUACUGGGCCCUCACUCCUCUCCGGACCCCUCUCCCAUUGGCAGGGCCCCCACGCCGGGUUGGGAUUUUCCUAGACUAUGAAUCAGGAGACAUCUCCUUCUACAACAUGAAUGAUGGAUCUGAUAUCUAUACUUUCUCCAAUGUCACUUUCUCUGGCCCCCUCCGGCCCUUCUUUUGCCUAUGGUCUAGCGGUAAAAAGCCCCUGACCAUCUGCCCAAUUGCUGAUGGGCCUGAGAGGGUCACAGUCAUUGCUAAUGCCCAGGACCUUUCUAAGGAGAUCCCAUUGUGCCCCAUAGGGGAGGACUCUGCCCCUAGGGAUGCAGACACUCUCCAUUCUAAGCUAAUCCCUACCCAACCCAGCCAAGGGGCACCUUAAGGAAUGUCUCAGCUCAUCUGUUUUCCUUUCCUCUAACCCCUCUCCUCCAUAGCCUUCUGAGGCUUCACCUGCUAGCUUUACCCAGUCUGUUUCUUCCUGUUGGGUGGCAAUUAAUUAAUCCUGUGAAGGUUACAUUGCUGCUGCUAGAGAGGGUGGGGAUUGCACCUUCCAAAUCUGUUUCUGUACCAAUAUUUGGGGGAUGGAGGGGUGACUCAAACUGCUUCUAGUGUUCUCCUAAUCCCUUAAGACUAGAACCUAUAGGAAACUACUUGGAGCAAACUCAAAGGACAGAUUAGGGAUCGAGAUUGGGUCAGGUUAGCAUGGGGUUGUGGUUGAAAUAUCUUGGUAUCCAGGAUAAGGGUAUGUGGAAAAACAGGCUUUAGGCAAGUGGAAAAUUCAAAAUGUGCUGUGAAAGGACAAUCUCAGGCUGAAAUCCCAUAAAGGAACUUGGAGGGAAUAUUAUGAUGGAGGGAAGUGAGGUGAAUCCAGGCACAUGAUGAACACCUGGCUCAUCCAUAGAGUUUUCACAGCCUAUAUUGCAAAUUUUCUAAGCCACGUCCUAUAGGACAGAGGAGACUGGCCCCACUUCUAUGGGUGCUGAGCUGUGGAAAAGGGGGAGCAGAGAGGAACUGAGAUGAGCAGGGAUGAAGGGUCAGGCAGAAAGUGUGAUAGAGGAGAGAAUUUUUGACAAAACUCAAAAGUUGUUUGCACAGCUGUUCUUUGUACCCUGUUCCUUUCUCUGCGCCCUCCUGUUUCUCCCUUGCCUGGAAGUCAUUCCACCCUCAAUUUGUUGACUCCACAAGUUUCCAGUUGUCCUCUUCUUUUUGUUAUAGCAUCUGUCUAUUUCAAAGACAUUCCUAGAAAUCAUCCUUCAGUGAUAUCACCACUUGCUCAGUCACCAUCUCAACCUUAUGUCACCUCAGCCCUCAUCUCAAUGCCCAAACCCCUUACACACACCUUCAGUUAGCUUCAACUGCCUCCAUUUCCACACUGUGCACCUUUCACUGUUUCCCUACCCAGCUUUCCUACAUGCUGCCUCUCCUCAGGGUCCCCUGAAUGCUGCAUCAUUGUGUUCAGUGCAGCUGGACUGAUUGCACCUGUGUAUUUGCCCCUGAGCACUUUCCUUUACACAUGUGGCUUGUCUUGCCAAUGGACUCCAGGCUUACACCUUCCAUUUCCAUCAUAUUCUCCAGUUUCCAGGAUAGACGUUGCUCAUCGUCUUUACCUAAUAAAUAAGUUUGUCUGAUUGCUGAAA
Gorilla gorilla gorilla (western lowland gorilla) is the source of this 3061-nucleotide messenger RNA. It is a transcript of the gene BTN1A1, whose product is annotated as butyrophilin subfamily 1 member A1. Bases 226 to 1806 code for a protein of 526 amino acids. The record is from RefSeq and is a predicted model, not a curated record. Gene Ontology annotation, biological process: T cell receptor signaling pathway; regulation of cytokine production. The transcript is spliced from 7 exons. Gene Ontology annotation, cellular component: external side of plasma membrane. Gene Ontology annotation, molecular function: signaling receptor binding. Lineage: Eukaryota; Metazoa; Chordata; Mammalia; Primates; Hominidae.